Messenger RNA from Gallus gallus (chicken), 2285 nucleotides. It is a transcript of the gene PANX3, whose product is annotated as pannexin 3. Gene Ontology annotation, biological process: monoatomic cation transport; positive regulation of interleukin-1 production. NCBI's taxonomy places the organism in Eukaryota, Metazoa, Chordata, Aves, Galliformes, Phasianidae. Gene Ontology annotation, molecular function: channel activity. The coding region runs from base 132 to 1400 and encodes 422 amino acids. The record is from RefSeq and is a predicted model, not a curated record. The transcript is spliced from 4 exons.
ACUUGGCAUGCAAUGCUUCCAGCCAUACAAAGCCUCUCGCCACGCUGGUUGCACCUCAGACAGCACCAGGACUCCCAGGCAGCAGCACUGGACUCCGUUUCCCUGUGGCGUAGCCCUUCCUGGAGAGAAAAAUGUCCCUGUCACACACGGCUGCUGAGUACAUGCUUUCAGAUGCCCUCCUCCCAGACCCCAGCAGCUCCCGCGCCAAGGGCUUGCGGCUGGAGCUGCCGAGCGACCGCGUGCUGAAGUUCGUUGCAGUGGGGCUGCCCAUCUUCCUCGUCUCGCUGGCCUUCGCCCGGGAGUUCUCUGCUGGCUCACAGAUCAGCUGUUUCUCGCCUUCCAACUUCACGGGGAAGCAAUCAGCCUAUGCUGACACAGCUUGCUGGGACUCACUCCUCCACCAUGGCUUUGAUGCUGAGGGACGUGCUGUCACCAAGUCCCUUUGGGCUCUCAAGGUCUUCCCGUACUCGCUGCUGGUGGUGGCAGUGCUCAUGUACUUGCCCUACCUGCUGUGGCGUUAUGCAGCCUCCCCUGCCCUUCACUCUGACCUCCUCUUCAUCAUCGAUGAGCUGGACAAGUCCUACAACCGCUCCGUGCGCCUGGUGCAGCACAUGAGGAAGGUCCAGCAGGCGAGCGAUGAUCCAGAGCAGUUCUGGGAAGAGUACGAGAGGGCUCGCCAGGAGAGGUACUUCGAGUUCCCAUUGCUGGAGCGCUACCUUGCCUGCAAGCAGCACUCCCACUCCCUGGUCAUCAUCUACCUCCUGAGGAACCUCCUCCUGCUCUUGUUCUUGGCUGCCACUUGCCUCUACCUGGUCUUCCUCCACCUCAACAUAUUCUUUCAGGAUGAGUUCAGCUGCUCUAUCAAAACAGGGCUGCUCCAGGCUGAGCCUCAUGUUCCCCCGCUCAUACCCUGCAAGCUGGUCUUCUUCUCUGUCUUCCAGCUCAUCAGCCUCACAGUUGGUGGUGUGUAUGUCCUCCUUAUGCCUGUUGUCAUCUACAGUGCCCUGCAGCUCUGUCAGUGGGACAAGGGGCUGCUCUCCGUCUAUGAGAUGUUGCCUGCCUUUGACCUUCUUAGUCGCAAGAUGCUUACCUGUCCCAUCAACGACCUUAAUGUCAUCCUCCUCUUCCUCCGGGCCAACAUCUCUGAGCUGUCGUCCUUCAGCCGCCUCAAUGCCGUCAGUGCCUUGCGGGGGGCCACUGCUGAGAAGCAGGACAUCGAUACCGUUGUUGACUUCAUGACACUGCUGGCUGGGCUGGAGGCCACCAAGCCCAAAUACCAGGCUUGUAUGCCCCCGGGCAAUGGCGAGGCUAUAGGUAGGUUCCUUGGUGUUUCUGGGGUAGAGAUGACCUCUUUGCUGUCUUCUCAGCACCUGCAUUGUUGCAUUCCACCUUGGGGGUGAGGCAGAAUCUGUCUGCUCUGGCCCCUAACCUAUUGUCAAGACCUUUAAGCUUUUGGGGCAAGGACUGGGGUGCUGCAGAGGGUCACUUAGGGAGCUGAUGGUUCCCUCUUCCCUUUUUAUGACCAGGGACUGGUUCUGGCAGCCAGGGCCAUGAUGCUACCACGAGCCCAUGCGUGGGCAGGAGUUGCUAUAGGAACAGUUUUGCUGAGAAGACUGCAGAGCUGGAGGCUUAAACCCAAACUCUGGGCUAAUUGGGGGGCUGGGGGGCUGUCCUCAUUUUUGGAGAAGACAACAGCCCAGCCUACUGAUGGGUGGGGGCAAACUAAAUGUUGGGGUGCUGGUGUGAUGUUCUGCUGUUACCGUGACAGUGGGGUGGUGGGCAGGCUCCCAAGACACCAACGCUUCCUCUCUCACAUGCUUGGAUUUUUGGGGAGCUGGGGGCACCUUCUUUGCUGUCUUCUCAAGCUGCUCACUGCAGUUUCUGGGCUCUGCAAGACAGCUCAUCCCUGGCAGGGUGGGAGCCAGAAUGUCUGCACUCCUCUCCUGGCCCUGAACAUGCAGCCUGCGGUCUGUGGUUUUAAAACGAAUAAAUAUGGAAAGAAAGAAAGAUUGAGCUGUAUUUAGCAUCCUUGUUGGCAUGGCAACUGCAGGGCUAGCACAACCAGCUCUGGGGCUAGCUGGCAGAGAAAAGCCCGGGAUGCUGGGUUGAGGUGGUUCAAAGGCCCCCAUAAUAAUGUCUUCUUCCCCCAACCCCAUCCAGAAAUGAAGCCUGGAGUGGAAGCCAAGGACGAAGCUGCCCAUGACUGACCUCCUCUGCUGGGAUCCAGCUCCAGCCUCUUCCGCAGCAGCAGUGCUGGUUGUGUCCAUUAAACUGAUUUUGUUACA